GAAACACUCAGAGAGACAGAGAUCUGUAGACAGCAAACCCAGGAAAGAGACACAGACAGAGACAUGGAGUCAGAGAUGUAGAGAGAUGGGGAUGUGGAGAAGGGGAGACACAGGGACAGGCUUCAGAGAGACAGAGACGGGGCGGGGGAGGGGGCAGCGGGGAGGAGGGAAAUGUUGGCCACAGAAAAUUGAGACUUAGAGAAGGGGACAGCGAGAGACAGAGAUGUGGGACAUAGACUCAGAGAUGUGAUGAGACUAGUAGAGACCAGGCUAAGAGAGACCAAGAUCCAGGACGGACCCGGUUAAGGACAGAGACCCAACGCCUCCCGAGGGAGGGGGCAGUGGGAGGCGGUCCCAGAAGAGAUGGAUCGAGAGACAGAAGCGACCGGAAGGCCUUGGGACCGGGGGCAGGGGGCGCAAGGAUCCGAUCUGGGCCGGCUGCCGAGAGAACGUGUCCUGCUCCAUCUUGCCUAAUCUCUACUGCCUCCCAUCUUCUCAGGAGUCAACUCACGUGGACCCACGCAGCCUACCCAGCCAUAGCCCCCACUCCAGCUGACAGGUCUACCUUCCCUCGGCCCGCCCUCCUCAUCCUCUCGGGCCAUCCAUCUCCCCAUUUCCCCACCUCUGGCCAUCUCUCUCCCGCCCUCCGCUCCAGCCUUGAUUCUCCGCUCAGCCUGGCGGCCCGGUCCAACGUCCUGCGUGCCCCAUGCCCGCCCUCCUGCUCCUCGGGACGCUCCUGCUGUUGGCCUCCACUGCCGGCCAGGCCGGGGCGCGCCCGUCCAAUGCCACGAGCGCCGAGCCCCCGGGUCCGCUGCCUGCCCUGCUGGCGCACCUGCGGCGCCUGACUGGGGCGCUGACGGGUGGCGCGGGCACGGCGGGCCCAGGCACCAACAGCACGAGGACCAGCCCGGCGAGCGGGCCGGGCGCAGCGGCGCGGGCGCCCCCUCCGGCGGAGCUCUGCCACGGCUACUACGAUGUCAUGGGCCAGUACGACGCCACCUUCAACUGCAGCACCGGCUCCUACCGCUUCUGCUGCGGCACCUGUCACUACCGCUUCUGCUGCGAGCACCGCCACAUGCGCCUGGCGCAGGCCUCCUGCUCCAACUACGACACGCCGCGCUGGGCCACCACGCCGCCGCCGCUGGCCGGGGGCGCCGGGGGCUCAGGGGGUGCGGGCGGGGGACCCGGGCCCGGUCAGGCCGGGUGGCUAGAAGGGGGCCGGGCAGGGGGCGCCGGGGUGCGUGGGGGCGAGGGCCCCGGGGGCAGCACGGCCUACGUAGUGUGCGGGGUCAUCAGCUUCGCCCUGGCCGUGGGCGUCGGCGCCAAAGUGGCCUUCAGCAAGGCGUCCCGUGCGCCCAGGGCGCACCGGGAGAUCAACGUACCCAGGGCUCUGGUGGACAUUCUGAGGCAUCAGGCCGGGCCUGGGACCCGCCCGGACCGGGUACGAAGCAGUUCCUUGACUACAGGGGUCGGGGGUCCUGACAGCAUGCCUCCAAGGACGCCCAAGAACCUCUACAACACCGUGAAGCCCUCCAAUCUUGAUAACCUGCAGCACAACUACCUGCACCUGAACGUCAACAGCCCCAAGCACCAUGCCACCACACUGGAUUGGAGGGCCGCCCCGCCACCCAGCCCCUCUUUGCACUACUCCACACUGUCCUGCUCUCGUUCCUUCCACAACCUCUCACAUCUGCCCCCGUCCUACGAGGCCGCUGUGAAAUCUGAACUCAACCGCUAUUCCUCCCUCAAGAGGCUGGCGGAGAAGGACCUGGAUGAGGCCUACCUGAAGCGCAGGCACCUGGGGGAGAUGCCCCGUGGGACGCUGCCCCUGCACACACUGCGGCGACCUGGCACAGGCGGCGGCUACCGCAUGGAUGGCUGGGGCAGCCCCGAGGAGCUGGGCUUGGCGCCCGCGCCCAACCCGCGGCGGGUUAUGUCCCAGGAGCACCUACUGGGUGACGGGGGCCGGGCGCGCUACGAGUUCACGCUGCCGCGCGCGCGCCUUGUAUCGCAGGAGCACCUGCUCCUGUCCUCGCCUGAGGCCCUGCGCCAGAGCCGCGAGCACCUGCUGUCGCCUCCUCGCAGCCCUGCGCUGCCCCCUGAGCCCGCCUCCCGCGCGGGUCUGGCAGCCUCCCACUCCAACUUGCUGCUAGGGCCUGGGGGGCCCCCCACGCCACUGCACGGGCUGCCCCCGCCGCCCGGCUUGCACGCGCACCACCACCACGGCCUGCAUAGCUCGCCACAACCCACCUGGAUGACAGACGCCGGCGGGGGCGGAAGCACGCUGGCCCACAGGCCUCCCUUCCAGUGCCAGGGCACGCUGGAGCAGCUGCAGUUCAUUCCUGGCCAUCACCUGCCCCAACACUUGCGCACUGCCAGCAAGAAUGAGGUGACUGUCUGACGCCAGGUCGGGGUCUUGGGGGCUGCAGCCUUGUGGGUCCCCAACCCAGCCUGGAUCCAAGGUCCCAGGGUCCCAGGAUUCCAGGACCCAGACUGGCUUGAGGCCCCAGGGUGUGGGGGGACUGCCUUUGAGGACACUGCUUUGGAUGAAAUCGUCACUGGAGACAAAGCCCCUAGAAUGUCACGCGGAUAAGAUCCUCCUAUGUCAAUGUUUGAGGCCAGGCCUCCUUCCCAUGACGUCAUCACAGAGGAAGAGGCCCGUCCCUGAGGUCAUCACUAGAGGCCAUGUCAAUGUUCUAUGAUGUCAUCACAAAGACUUCCUUCUUGUGAUGCCAUUGAGACAAUACCUUGUCCUAUGUCAUCAUCCCUAAAGACAAAGACUCCUUCCUGUGAUGUCCCUGCAGAGAUAAGUCUCACCUUUAUGAUGUCACCUCUGGCACCAAAAGGCCUCUUUUGACAUCAUCACCACCAGGCAACUAUUUCCUCCAGAGAAGAUGCCUCUGUCUAUGAUGUUGUUGCUACAGACAAAGCCAUCUUGCUGGGACACAUCACAGGAGAACAUGCCUCACCAAGUGUGUCCUCACUAGGCCUCCUUUCCACGACAUAAUCACAGGGACUCUGCCUCCUUCCUGUGAUGCCAUCGAUAGAGAAGGUGCCUUGCCCUAUGACAUCAUCAGAGAGACUGUGCCUCUUCCAGGGGGUCAUCAUCAGAGGUGAGAGUCCUUCUGUGAUGUCACCACCAGACUCUGCCUGAUCUGAGAUGACUCCAUGAGACACCUCACUGCUGCUGCCACAUCACAGAAGGCAUGGCAUGCCCAGAGUCCCUGAGAAAGUGUCCUGUACUAAGAUGUCACCUGAGGGACGUCAUCACUGGGGAGGCUGCCCUGUCUGGGAAGGCCUCCCCAAAGGUGACAGUCUGUCUGUAGAUUGUUGGCAAUGAGGAACCCCCACCUUUAUCUGAAGCUCUGCCCCAAUGCUGUGAUGUCAUCACCAGAGACACUGCCCGCUCUGGAGGGCCAUCACUUGUGAUAGUGUCACCAGUUUCUGCCUCGUCCCACCAUGACUCAGCUUGGUCGUUCCUUCCCCUGACCCCAGGGACGUGUCCUGCAAGAUCUCUGCCAGACACUCCCUUUAAAGGGAGGUUAGGUCUUGGGUCCCACCCCUGUGCAAUGAUGUCACCUCCUGUGUGAUUCCUGGAGGACAGCACUCCCGGACUGGCUUGUGCUCUCAAAGAGCCACUCUGGCCCACUAGGCUCUUGGAGUCCUGCAACUCAUAGGUGGCCCAAAGGUCGGCAGCACUUCUCUCUGCUAUAACCAGAGACAUCAUCACCUGUGUCAACCAUGUCCUGGCCUCUUGUUGGGAUGGGGGAGGGGUAUGCCUGCUAUUGAUCUUGCUGAUGACAUCAUCAGCACCAUGAGACUGCCUUCACUCAUGAUGACAUUGCUCCUGGGGUCAAAUGCUAACCAUGCCUGAUGAUGACAUCAUUUCCCAGGAUUCCCUAUGAACUAUGGAGUCUUCAUCUCCCAGGGUCCACCACAACUAUGAUGUCAUCUUUCAGAAUUUACCAUGACUAUAAGGUCACCUUCUCCCAAGGUUCCCAAUAGCCAAUGGUGUCACCAUCUUCCAUGAUUCUCCACAACCAUGGUGCCAUCAUCUUUCAGAAUUCACCAUGACCAAUGAUGUCAUUACCUUCCAGAAUCCUCUGUGGCUGGUGGUAACAUCCUCUACCAGGAUCCACUAGGACUGAUGAUGCCAUCAUUUUCCACAAUCCCCCAUAAUUGUGGUGUCAUCAACUUUCAGGAUCUACUUCAACUAUAAUGUCUUCAUGCCCCAGGAUCCAUUUCAGACAUGGUGUCACUACCCCUCAGCAUCCAUGAUGGUCUGUGGUGUCCCAGGACCCUGAUACCCAAUCAUGUCAUCAUCUCCCAGGAUCCAGGACACCCAAUUGUGUCAUCACCUCCCAGGAUCCAUUUUGGCAAUGGUAUCAUCAUCUGCUGGGAUCUACCAUAACCAUGACAUCAUCACCUCCCAGGACCCAUGAUAUCCAAUUGUGUCAUCACCUCCCAGAAUCCAUUUCAGCCAUGGUGUCAUCAUCUACCAGGAUCCACCAUAACCAUAACAUCACCUCCCAGGAUCCAUUUCAACCAUAGUGUCAUCACCUCCCAGGAUCCAUUUCAACCAUAAUGUCGUCACCUCCCAAGAUACAUGACACCUAAUAGUGUCAUCAUCUCCCAGGACCCAGGACACCCAAUAGUGUCAUCACCUCUCAGGAUUCAUUUCAGCCAUGAUGUCAUCAUUUACUGGGAUCCACCAUAACCAUGACAUCCUCACCUCCCAAGACCCAUGACAUCCAAUUGUGUUAUUAUCUCCCAGGAUCCAGGACACCCAAUAGUGUCAUCACCUCCCAGGGUCCAUUUCAGCCAUGUUGUUGUCAUCUACGGGGAUCCACCAUAGCCAUGACAUCGUCUCCUAUGAUCCAGGACACCCAAUAGUGUCAUCAUCUUGCAGGAUCCAGGGCACCCAAUGGUGUCAUUUACCAGGAUCCACUUCAACCAUGUAUCAUCUUCCAGGAUCCAGCAUCUUGGGAGCCAAGUACUAUGACAGCUAUAUUUCAAUUGUCUUCUGGGGUCACAUGGCAUCUACAAGUUGUUCCCCUAGGAGAAUUCAGCACAAUACACACCAUUUCCCAUUGCCUCAAAAAUGGAGUAGAGUAGGGCCCCCUCUGAUGACACCAUUCCUACUCUGGCCCUUUUUGAUGAUGUCACUGCCUCACUCCUGACUGAGGCUGAUGCCUGUGUCAAACCCACCAAGACAUGGCCUUGGCCAGUCCCCCCAUCACUCCCCUGCUGAGGGCAGUCAGGCAGGUAACUGGCAACUUACUGCCCUUCACCCAACCAUUUGAUUGGUGACAGAGUCAACACAGAGACCUCUUAUUAUCACCAGAGAGUGGGGCUUUCCAGUCCUCGGGUGACAUCACAGCCCCUUACCCAAUCCCUGUUACCUGGACCUCCUCUGGGAGCAGCACUCCAUUGGCUUGGGCCAAACUCUCCUCAGAGACUCCUGUGGGCUAGGCCGACAGCUGAGACUUCCCUGGGGCCUCCAAUCAUGUCCUCUGCUGGCCUGGUCCUAAGGCAGGCACAUCUGGAGAGCAACACCAUUGCCAGCACCAUCUAUGGUGGGGGGAGGGGUUCUGCAUCAUCCCAAGAAUCCGACAAGCAGCAUUCUCUCCUUCAUCUCCCCCUCACACACUGGGGAGUCCCCAAGGGUUUGGAGGAUUCCCCAAUGCACAAUGCACAAUUUGCCCCCAAUUUUCUUUGUACAUAGCCAUGUUGUGGGGGGCGGCCAUUCCCCCCAUUCUUAAAGGGCUACACGCCCCCUCUCACAGCCUCCAGGGUGAGGUGGGGGGGGGCCUCUUCUCUCUCCUUUGGGCCGUACUUCUCCCUGUUCUGUCUUCCCUCGCCCCAAUACUGGCACCUCAGUUCAUGCCCACAGCCCCCAGGGCGAGGUGGGGGGGCCUCUUCUCUUUCCUUUGGGCCAUACCCCUCCCUCUUCUGUCUUCCCUCGCCCCAAUACUGGCACCUCAGUUUUUGCCUACUCAGCCCUUGGUUCCCACAAAUACAGGGAACGCAGGAGUGGGUUUACCCCCAUCUACCUGGGUCCUGAUGCCAGUUUUCAAUGCCAUGCUUACAGCUGCUCCUGUGGGCUCCUCAACCCCUUCUAGGGCCUCCCCAUGCCCAGUGCCCCUUGGGUAACUGCGACUUCACCCAAAAGGAGCCAACUUGAGCACCUGCCCCACCCAGACCCCGCCCCUCUGCUCACCACCCCCACAGAGCACUCAGCUUUCUCCAGCUCCUGGAAUUGGGGGGGCCUGUGGACUUUCAGCUUUGUAUGGCCCCCUUAACUUGCUCUCUCCUGGCCUAGAUUCCAGGUAUCUCGUCCCCUUUUCCCCUACUCACUCCGCACAGGCUGCCUGACCCAGGGGCCUUGACCUCUUAUCUUAAAUAAGCCAUAGUGGGGAUAGGUCCUGAGGAGGUGAGGAAAUAGGCGUGUCCUGUCAGAUCCAUCUGAGUCUUCCCUGUUCUCCCCUACCCCAUGAACACACACAUACACUCGCCUGCCCUUCUGGUCAUGGGCAGUGGGGGGCGGUGCAGAGAUGAGAAGAUAUUAAAUGGUUAUGGACCAGAAGACCCUCCCCAGCUCUGUCUCCCUUCUUACCUCUCCACUCCCCCCUCUCCCCACAGGUCCAUUGGUGAGGACAGCCAGCUGAGCUGCAAGUUGGUAUUUUUGGAAUAAACAGACAUUUUCCUGAU
Molecule: messenger RNA, 6711 nt
Organism: Hipposideros armiger (great roundleaf bat)
Lineage: Eukaryota; Metazoa; Chordata; Mammalia; Chiroptera; Hipposideridae
Gene: SHISA7
Product: shisa family member 7
Exons: 7
Coding region: 707-2401 (564 amino acids)
Biological process (GO): regulation of AMPA receptor activity; regulation of short-term neuronal synaptic plasticity
Cellular component (GO): postsynaptic membrane; dendritic spine membrane; AMPA glutamate receptor complex
Source: RefSeq, a predicted model, not a curated record